ACUUGCUGUAAAGUGACUUGACGUAGCCAACCGCUAGCGCAGUUGCAAUUGAGUUGUUGACCGUGUCGGACUUUUAAAUCGAAUAGUCUCUUGCCUGUUUUAUAAAUAUAUAAGAAAAUAUCAAGCCAAAAAAAGUCAAAAAGCUGCAAGGAAUAUUAAUUAGGAAACGGGCAAAGGAUAACUAUUUAGAAACCACUCCAGCAACAGUAGUAGCAGCAUCGCCACGGUGACAGCGACGGAAGCAAUCAGCAAUAGCAGAUAGUUAUUAAUUUUUAAAUUCCACCUUUAACCAACUAACAAAAACACAACAGCAGAAAUGGCUGACCAACUGACAGAAGAACAAAUCGCUGAAUUCAAAGAGGCAUUCUCGCUCUUCGAUAAAGAUGGUGAUGGCACCAUCACGACAAAAGAAUUGGGCACAGUGAUGCGAUCACUAGGACAAAAUCCAACAGAAGCCGAACUGCAAGACAUGAUAAAUGAAGUCGAUGCUGACGGCAAUGGCACCAUUGACUUUCCCGAGUUCUUGACAAUGAUGGCACGCAAAAUGAAGGAUACCGAUAGUGAAGAAGAGAUCCGAGAAGCCUUUAGAGUAUUUGAUAAGGAUGGCAACGGCUUCAUUUCAGCGGCUGAAUUACGUCACGUCAUGACAAACUUGGGUGAAAAGUUAACAGAUGAGGAAGUGGAUGAAAUGAUCCGGGAGGCUGAUAUCGAUGGUGACGGUCAGGUCAAUUAUGAAGAAUUCGUGACUAUGAUGACAUCGAAGUGAGCAGAUAAAUUACUUGUUUUUAAGCCUUUCUAUGUUUUUAAGAUGUUGACGAAGACUGUAGCUGUGCGCCACAACAUCGCGCGACGCUGUUGCUAUGGAAACCAUUAAAAAAUGCAAAAAUAUAUAAAUCUUGAAAAAAGGAGAGAAUUAAAUUUAUAAAUAAACAUUUAAAAAACAGAAUACAUUAUAAUAAAUUACACUUUAAUAUUUAAAAUAAAGAUAAAUAAAACUUACAACUCAAUGUAAUAAUGAUGAUAAAGGCAUACACCAAUACAUUACACACAACACCCAUUCUAAAACUCUUUCACACACACACACACAAA
This is a messenger RNA of Rhagoletis zephyria (snowberry fruit fly), 1089 nucleotides long. RefSeq names its product calmodulin. The record is from RefSeq and is a predicted model, not a curated record. Gene Ontology annotation, cellular component: myosin II complex. NCBI's taxonomy places the organism in Eukaryota, Metazoa, Arthropoda, Insecta, Diptera, Tephritidae. Gene Ontology annotation, molecular function: calcium ion binding.